Messenger RNA from Juglans microcarpa x Juglans regia, 4620 nucleotides. RefSeq names its product disease resistance protein RPV1-like. Bases 64 to 4419 code for a protein of 1451 amino acids. Gene Ontology annotation, molecular function: protein binding; ATP hydrolysis activity; ADP binding. The transcript has 6 exons. Gene Ontology annotation, biological process: signal transduction; defense response. NCBI's taxonomy places the organism in Eukaryota, Viridiplantae, Streptophyta, Magnoliopsida, Fagales, Juglandaceae. The record is from RefSeq and is a predicted model, not a curated record.
UCCUCUUGAAUUAAUUGGAUUCUGAUCUCCAUCUCAGAAAGUCUGACGAAUAGUGCAAAAGAAAUGGACGUCAACGCCGUUUCCGUACCAUCAGCUGCAGACUUCAGGCACCGGUGGGACGUGUUCCUGAGCUUCAGAGGAGAUGACACCCGCCACAACUUCACUCACGACCUCUACAAGUCUCUCGAGGAACAGGGCGUUCGAGUCUUCUUCGACGAUGAGGGCUUGCGUGGGGGGGACGAGAUCCAGCCAGGUCUGUUCGAGGCCAUCGAGGACUCGGCCGCUUCCAUCGCCAUCAUAUCCCGGAACUACGCGUCUUCGCAUUGGUGCCUGGAGGAACUUUCCAAAAUAUGCGAGUACGGGAGGCUCCUUCUCCCCGUCUUCUACCGAGUCAACCCGUCGGACGUUCGGCGACAGAGCGGACCUUUCGAAGAACACUUUAGAAACCAUGAAAAUACGCAUAAGUAUAAGGACAAGGUUAUGUGCUGGAGGGAAGCUAUGGGAAAGGCUGGUGGAAUUGCUGGUUGGCCUUUCGAUAAGAGGUUAAGAUUAUACUUCACUUGGGGAUCGAAGAGGAAGAUAAGGGUUUUCCUUCAACCCUUAAAAGUCUUUUCUUCAAGAGGGCUUUUCCCUUCGGUCUUCAAUCUUAGUGAAAGUGAUGCUGAUGCGAAAGAGCGGUUGAUUGAAUCUUUAGUCAAAAGGGUGUUGACUGAACUUGCCAAUACUCCAGUGGGUCUGGCUACAUAUACAGUUGGACUUGGCUCUCGUCUUGAAAAACUUAUGAGUGUGUUGGAUGUUAAAUCCAAUGGCCUUCGAGUUCUUGGAUUAUAUGGGAUGGGUGGGGUUGGUAAGACAACCCUUGCUAAGGCUCUUUGUAAUAAAAUUGUUGGUCGUUUUGACUGCCUUAGUUUCAUUUCAAAAGUAAGAGAGAAUUCUGCAAAAGAUGCAGAUUUAGUGUCCCUUCAGAACAAACUUAUCCAUGACCUUUCCUUGGGUAAGUCUCCUGUGUAUUCUGUCGCUGCAAUCAAAGAGGUACUUCAGGAGAAGCGAGUUCUUGUUGUUUUGGAUGAUGUUGACAAUGUAAGUCAGCUUGAAGCACUCAUUGGAAGAAGAGAAUGGUUUUCUGAAGGAAGUAGAAUCAUAAUUACCACAAGAGACACAGAAGUUCUACCCGAGCAUCUUGUCACUGCAUUUUAUGAGGUCAGAGAGUUGGAUUCCUCUGAUGCACUAAAACUUUUUAGCUACCAUGCAAUGAGAAGAGAGAAACCCAUUGAUAGAUUUUUUAGUCUGUCCGAGGAAAUGGUGUCACUUACCGGAGGUCUGCCAUUGGCUCUGGAAGUAUUUGGUUCUUAUUUGGUGGAUAAGAGGAGAGAAGAGGAAUGGGAAGAUGCUCUGCAAAAGUUGAAACGGAUUCGUCCACGUCAUCUGCAGGAUGUGUUGAAGAUCAGUUUUGAUGGGUUAGAUGCAGAAGAGAAGCGUAUAUUCCUUGACAUUUCAUGUUUACUCAUAAAGAUGGAAAUGAAGAGAGAGGAUGCAAUUGAUGUAUUGAAAGGUUGCGGUUUUAGGGCUGAGAUAGCAGUCAGAGUCCUCAUAACAAGGUCGCUCAUCAAGAUUACAGAGGACAACACUUUGUGGAUGCAUGAUCAAGUUAGAGAAAUGGGAAGACAGAUUGUUCUAGAUGAUGCUAACCCUCUAUAUCCCAAUAUUCCAAGUAGACUGUGGGAUCGUGAUGAAAUCAUGACCGUCUUGAAGGGUGGGAAGGUAACGGGAUAUAUAGAAGGGAUCGUGCUAGACUUUAAAAUGCGGCCCUUUGUAAAGGAUCCAAGCGGUGACAGAAUUUCUUGGGAAAAUUUUAAAAGGUCGCCCAAUUUUACCUCUGCGUUGACAUACUUGGAAGAAAGGCAUAAGAAGUGUCUUGAAACUAAAGCAGAGAGAGAGAGGGAGGUAAUACUAUACACGAAGUCUUUUGAAUCUAUGUCUAAUCUAAGACUUCUGCAAAUCAAUUAUACAAGAUUGGUAGGAAGGUAUAAGUAUAUUCCUGCACAACUGAAGUGGCUACAAUGGAAAGGAUGUCCUCUUAAAAGUCUUCCUUCAGAUUUUUGUCCUCGGGAACUUGCUGUCCUUGACCUCUCAGAAAGUAAAAUUGAACAAGUGUGGCGCAGGUACACUAAACAGGUGGCUGAGAAAUUGAUGGUUAUGAAUCUCCGUGGCUGCCAUAAUCUUGUUGCUACUCCAGAUUUCUCUGGACAUAAAAAAUUGGAAAAGCUUGAUCUUGAGCAUUGUCACAGCCUAAUUAAGAUUCAUGAUUCUAUUGGAAACGUGAAUACAUUACUUCAUUUGAACCUGAGCAGUUGUGGGAACCUGGUUGUAUUUCCUGAUGUAGUCUCUGGCCUAAAAAAUCUAGAGAACCUUAUCCUCUCCGACUGCUCAAAAUUGAAAAAGUUACCAAUGGACAUAGGUGACAUGAGAUCUCUGAAAGAACUUCAUGUUGAUAACACUGCUAUACAAGAGCUACCUGAAUCAAUUUUCCACCUUACAAAGCUCGAAAAGCUUAAACUAAACGGUUGCCGGUCCUUAACGAAACUUCCUAACUGCAUUGGAAAGCUGUCUUCCCUGAAGGAACUCUCUCUUAAUAAUACUGCUGUAGAAGAAAUACCUGAUUCUGUUGGAUCUUUGCUAAACCUUGAGAUACUAAGUCUAAUUUGGUGUGAAUCACUCACUUCAAUUCCAGAUUCUGUUGGCAAUCUUAUAUCAUUGGCAAAAUUUCUAAUACAUGGUAGUGCAAUCAAAGAAUUGCCUGCUUCUAUUGGUUCCUUGCAAUAUUUGAAGGACUUGUCAGCUGGGAACUGUCUGUCUUUGAGCAAGUUGCCUGAUUCAAUUGAAGGAUUGGCUUCUGUUGUUGAGCUUCAGUUAGACCGGACACCAAUUACAAAUCUGCCGGAUCAGGUUGGUGCCCUGAAAAUGCUGAGGAAGCUUGAGAUGAGGAAUUGUAAAGAUCUUAAAUCUUUACCAGAAUCAAUUGGAAGCAUGUUCGCUCUUACUUCUCUGAAUAUGUCUAAUUCCAAUAUUUCUGAAUUGCCGGAAUCAAUUGGGAUGCUGGAAAAUCUUGUAAUAUUCAGGUUGAAUAAAUGUACACAGCUCCGUAAACUUCCUGAUUCAAUAGGAAAUUUGAAGUCUUUGCACCACUUGCUGAUGGAAGAAACUGCAGUCACGGAGUUGCCUGAAAGCUUUGGGAUGCUUUCAAGCUUAAUGAUAUUAAAAAUGGCUAAGAAGCCUCAUUUCCUAUCAGCUGGAAACAGGAUACCUGAAGAGGAUUUGGUUGCAGCUGAACAAGAGAAACAUAAUACUUUCAGACUUCCAUCUUCUUUCUCAAAUUUAUGCAACCUUGAAGAACUGGAUGCUCGUGCUUGGAAUCUAUGUGGCAAGAUUCCCGAUGAUUUUGAUAGGCUGUCGUCGUUGGAGAUUUUGAAUCUAAGUCAUAACAACUUUUUCAGCCUUCCGUCCAGCUUGAGGUGUUUUCCGUUUCUGAAAAAGCUUUUAUUAACCUACUGCGAGCAGCUGAAAUCUCUUCCUCCACUUCCCUCAAGUUUGGUGGAGGUGAAUGUUGCAAACUGUACUGCAUUGGAAAGGGUGUCUGAUAUCUCAAAGUUGGAAAGCUUGCGCGAGCUGAACCUCACAAACUGUGAGAAGGUGGAGGAUAUUCCGGGCCUCGAAUGCUUGAAGUCGUUGACAAGGUUGUUUAUGAGUGGUUGCAAAGCAUGCUCAUCUGUGGUAAAAAGAAGGCUUUCUAAGGUUUCUUUGAGGAAUUUAGUGGCUCUUAGUAUGCCUGGAAACAAGAUUCCAGCUUGGUUUUCUCAAGAGGUUAGAUUCUCAGAACGCAAAAAUCAUGAUAUCAAAGGUGUGAUAAUAGGCGUUAUCGUCUCCGUCAACCCUCAAAUACCUGAUGACUUAAGAGAUCAACUUCCUGCACUACCUUGUAUACGAGCAAAUAUUGUCAAACUGAAUAAACUUUUGUUCAGUACAAUGCCGGAGUUGAAGGGGGUUCCAAAGACGAAUGAAGAUCACAUUUACUUGUUUCGAUAUCCAGAUUGUCAUCCGUUAGUUUCAAAGUUGAGAGAUGGCUAUGACAUAAACGUGAGAGGGCAAGACCCACCGUACAUCAAGGGAAUUGAGGUGAAAAAGUGUGGGCUUUAUUUGAUUUUUGAAGGUGAUGAUGAUUACGAGGGAGACGAAGAAUCGUUGGACAAGAGCCAGUUAUCCAUUUCUGAAAAACUAGCAAAGUUUUUCAGCUCUCCUGUCGAUGAAGAUCACACCUCUGAAUCUGGUAUUGAAGUGGAGAGCCAGAUCAUCAUGCAAGACAGAGAGGAAGAAGUGUGGGGAGGUUUUUUGAGGCUUGUUCGUAGUUGCUUUUGUUGUUAAAAACGAAGGUACCUGCAAUGCAACUGCACUUAAGAGGAUACCAACAUACUUUGUAUGCCCUCGUAUCUUAGUUCAUUUUUGUUGCCUGUGUCGUUGUCGUUACUAUCAUUAUUUUCGCGUGUCCUGCAUUGCAACACACUAUGUACGCAUAUAUACAUAUAUCUAUGUAGAUUGGUGCUACUCUGCUACCUUUUAUGCGCC